Lactuca sativa (garden lettuce) is the source of this 1648-nucleotide messenger RNA. RefSeq names its product 6,7,8-trihydroxycoumarin synthase. The record is from RefSeq and is a predicted model, not a curated record. Gene Ontology annotation, molecular function: monooxygenase activity; oxidoreductase activity, acting on paired donors, with incorporation or reduction of molecular oxygen; heme binding. NCBI's taxonomy places the organism in Eukaryota, Viridiplantae, Streptophyta, Magnoliopsida, Asterales, Asteraceae.
AUGGUAUAGAUACAAAAACUUCACAAACGAAUGUAAUAAUGGCUUCCUUUCUAAUCAUUAUAUCAGCAGCCCUCCCUCUAUUCCUCAUCUUCAUUCUUUCAAAAUUUAGAAACCCUAGAUCAAAACUUCCACCAGCCCCACGUGGACUUCCCAUAAUCGGAAAUUUGCACCAGCUCGACACCUCCAACCUCCCCGACCAUCUAUGGCAACUAUCCAAACGCUACGGCCCACUCAUGUCCCUGCGCCUGGGUUCUGUCCAAACGCUCGUUGUUUCUUCAGCACGAAUGGCCAAAGAGGUCUUGAAAACAAAUGAUGCGAUCUUUUGUAGUAGGCCUGUUCUUACAGGCCAAAAGAAGAUCACGUAUGGCUACAAAGGUUUGAUUUUGACGCCUUACAAUGAUUACUGGAGAGAAAUGAGAAAGAUUUGCACUCUUCAUCUAUUCACUUCCAGAAGGGUGCUUUCGUUUCGUGGUGAUCGUGAAGAAGAAGUCAUGUUCAUGAUCAACAAAAUAAAAUCCCAAAUCGUCACUUCUUCUUCUUCUUCAUCAGAAGUAGUGGUGAAUUUGAACGAGAGUGUGAUGACUGUUACAAGUAUGAUAAUUUGUAGAAUGGCUUUCGGUAAGAGAGAUGGACCAGAAAUGAGUCGGUUUCAUGGGCUUCUUUUGGAGUGUCAAGCGGUGUUGGUGCACUUCUAUUUUAGGGAUUAUUUUCCAUUGAUGGGAUGGAUUGAUCAUCUCAACGGGAGCAUGGCUAGGCUUGAGAAGAAUUUCAAAGAUAUGGAUGCGUUCUACCAAGAACUUGUGGAUGAGCAUGUUAAUUCCGAGAAUAGGCCCAAGAACAUGCAACACGAUAUCAUUGACAUCUUGCUUCAGCUCAAGAAUGACAACUCUUUUUCACUCGAUCUCACUUUUGAUCACAUCAAAGCAAUAGUCAUGGAUAUCUUCUUGGCAGGUACGGAAACGAGUGCAUCUGUAGUUGUAUGGGCGAUGACUUUACUCAUUAAGAACCCGAAAGCUUUAAAAAGGGUUCAAGAAGAGGUCAGAAAUGCAGUAGGCAAAAAAGGAAAGAUCGAUGAAGAUGACUUACCAAAACUCGACUACUUAAAGGCGGUAAUAAAAGAGUCACUUAGAUUAUACCCGGCUACACCGCUCUUGGUCCCGCGAGAAACAAGUGAUAUAUGUGUUUUAAACGGAUACGAGAUUCCUAAGAAGACUCUGGUUUAUGUGAAUUCAUGGGCCAUUGGGCGAGAUCCGGAAUAUUGGGAAAAACCAGAAGAGUUUGAGCCAGAGAGGUUUUUGGGUAGUAGCUAUGAUUACAAAGGGACGGAGUUUGAGUUUAUCCCAUUUGGUUCGGGUCGAAGAGGAUGCCCGGGAAUGUCAAUCGGAGCUACCACCAUGGAAUUGAUCCUUUCGAAUCUUCUUUACACUUUUGACUGGAAAUUACCAGAUGGGAUGAAGGGAGAGGAUGUAGACACCAUGACAACUCCUGGGCUCGUUCUCCACAAGAAAAAUGUACUUUAUCUUGUUGCAGUUGAUAAUAAAAUAGAUCCAAAUAAUUAGGUUUCAUAAGGAAUAAAUAUAUUUGUUUUAAAAUAUCGUUCCUUUAGUUCUACAACAAAGUGAAAAGAUUUAAUUUCUCAAGUGAAAAA